Molecule: messenger RNA, 4345 nt
Organism: Stegodyphus dumicola
Lineage: Eukaryota; Metazoa; Arthropoda; Arachnida; Araneae; Eresidae
Gene: melt
Product: ventricular zone expressed PH domain-containing protein melted
Biological process (GO): regulation of signal transduction
Cellular component (GO): plasma membrane
Molecular function (GO): phosphatidylinositol-5-phosphate binding
Source: RefSeq, a predicted model, not a curated record
AUCAUUAAAGGAAUUACUGACACAUACCCAGCUCUUCUUCCUCAGUAUUUGACUUCUAUUUGUAACCAAGUGGAGCCUUCUGCUUCCUCAAAUAUUCGACUUUAUCUUCAGCAACUGAAAAUGGAUUGCAAAUCAUCUAAAUGAAAUGGCAUUCUCUUACUAUGAAAAGAAUUGAACUAGAAGACCAAACUCAACACUUUUAUGCUGUCUCUUUCUCUAAGUCAUCACAUUGUGAAUCAAACAUCAUGUGGUGUCACAAUUGUAAAAGUUGGUGGUAGUAAACAGGAUGGGCCCCAUUUAUCAGUAGCACCUUUCCUUUCACAGUUGCAAUCUAUGCCACCCAUUUCUUUUUCAAAAGCUCUUCAUAAUGGCAUUAGAGAGAGUCGAUCACGUUAUAAUUUAACUGGUCAUGCUGAAGCUAGGUCUAUGUCACAGCUUGGUUCUUUUCAAGCUAUUAACAGAAGUAUGGGACGGUUACCAUCAUCAAUGAGUACCCUGUAUUAUCAAAGUGCUACACGUUUGGGUUCUCCUGUUGGUUUGCAUACUAGUAUGAUGCGCCUUGGUUCAUCAUCUGCUGUGAAUCGUAGUAUGACAGCCAUAAAUUAUAAAAAUGUAAACAUUCCUGUAACACGGGUCUCUAGUGGUGGUGUAACUGUAAUGACAUCAUCUCCUCCUCAAAAGGGUAUUAGUGGUAGUAUGCCUACUCUACAAGAAGAAGGUCCUGUAACUGUAUCAAUUGGUAAUAAUCAACCUGUUAUUGUACACGAUUCAUCUGUGCUGAGGUCAAGCCAGUCUACAUCUACAACAACAUCUGUGAGUCCAUCAUCUAGUAUACCCGCAUCUGCUGCUGUUGGUAGCCAAGUUACAGCAUCGUUUGCUACAGCUUUAGUACAUACAUCUCAUACUUAUACCCCACAGGCUACAAAAAUGAGAAAUACUAGUGGAGUGACUGUAAUAACUCAUUCUGGUUCACAAUCUACUACAAAUCCUCAGAGAAUUUCAGUAUUUGAACCCUAUCCUAUGCGAGAUGCUGUUCAGCAUUUUUGUGAAAAGCACCUUGAUAAAAUUAAAGCAUAUAUGGUUAAAGUAUUUGUCAAAAUUCCUUUGCCUGUUAGGUGUACUAUUGAAGAACGAAAAGCUAGGAAGCAUGCUAAAAUAUAUUUUGCUUGUCAAGGAAAAGGGGAGCAUUGUUUAUAUAACAGAACAUUUUUCAUAAUGAAAACUCGUAAUCCACGUGUAUGGAUUCAUUUAAUGUUCUUGGCUUUGCAGGCCAGGGCUUCAAUGGCUCUCAGUACUAGAGAAGCAUCUGUAAGUAGCCUGAAAAAUUGUUGGGAUACAUUGAAAGCUGAUAAUAAAAGUUUUCUUACUUUGGUGACUUCUGCAUUUCCUUCUGCAAAGGAUCAAGACACAUUAAUAACUGAACUUCGCAUAGCUAGAUUCUUUGAUGUUUUUGAAUAUAAUGGACCUCUAAAUUUAUGGGGCUGCUUUUUAUGCAAUCAUCCGGAUAGAGCAAGGGGUUUUCUUCAAGAUAAGCAACCUGUUAUAGAGGGUCAGUUAAAAGAGAAAAAAGGGAAAUGGAAGCUCUUUCGUCGUUGGAGGACAAGAUAUUUUACUUUGUCAGCUGGGCAUUUAUCAUAUAGAGGAUCUCAGGAUGAAAAAGAAGUCCAGCCAAUUGAUAUUAGUCAAAUACGUAGUGUGCGUGCUAUUAGCAGCAGAGGUAGAAAUAUUCCUAAAGCAUUUGAAAUAUUUACAAAUGAGAAAACAUUUGUUUUGAAAGCUAAAGACAGCAAAAAUACUGAGCAGUGGGUACAGUGUCUGUCUAUUGCAAUGGCUCAUUCUCAUGCAAAAGAUGUAGCUCAUUAAAAAUAAGCAUAUUUCAAAGUAAACUCAUUGCUUUGUGAUCUAUUUAUCAGUGCAGAUAUUUCAAUUCUGUAGUUUGUAAAUAAUCUUUGGUAGUUUCCUUAUAUGAUUUAAUCAUUAUAAAAAAUUAAUCAUGAUUUUUGCAGAUCAUUUUAACUGUCUUUUCUAAACUCAUUACCUGUUACCUUAUGCAGUAGGUAAUAAGAGUAGAAAUGAUAUUAGAGGGUGGCCAUUUAACCUUAUUUUCUUGAAUAUUUAUGCUAGACAUAUACUUCCAGUUACAGUCAUUAAAAAUGUGGUAGAUAUAAUUGUAUAAGAAGAGUUUUAGCUCUAGAAGAUUGGAGUGUUCCAAAAUAACAGAAUUUCUAUGUAGUUCCCCAAAAGCAAAGAAACUUAGAAAUAUAAUAUUCAUUAAUUAUUCUUUGCCAAGUUAAAUGUCAUGGCUAUGUAGUUUUUAAAUGCCAAAUAUUCAUGCUUAAUGUAUUCUUAGGCUAGAUAUGAAUUUAAUAAAUGUUGUUUCACCCAUGACAAAAACACUAAUUACCCUAAUGUUUGUUUUGUAGUAUCUUCCUAAAAUUUAGGAGAAAUUUAAUUUCGGUCAUUAGUAUGCACCGAAAAGCGAUCCAAGAACUAAAUUCAGGAAUUUUCAACAUAAUGUUGUGGAACUUUUUAUAUUGAAACCUUAUAAAUUUUUUACUGUUCAGGGGUUUCUCUUCAUAGAAGUCUUACAGAAAGUUUUUAUAACAGAAUACUCCCACUCAGAAUCUUGAAACUACUUUUAAAAUAUUCUUGUUUAUGAUUUAUAUAUAUGUGCCAUACUUUGAGAAAUUCUAAGUGGAAGUAAAUGCCUGGUAUUACAGAAAUAAAUUCUGUAGAUGCUUGAAUGUCUCUUCUUUGGAAACAUUUGCAUAAGCCAGUUUAUUAUGGCACAUAGAGAUUUUGUCUCAAAAUUACAGUAAAAAUAUGUUUAAAAAAUUGUGUUUGUGUAAUGUUAUGAAUGAAGUGCUUUUAUCUGUUGUUAACAUUGACCCAGUUUGCUAUUUAUAUGUUCCAUACUGAAACUGUUUUCUAAAUAUUUUAAGUUACAUUGAUGUAAUAUUACAACCAAAGUAUCUUUAAACUGUUUGCUCUCAGUGGCAGCGAAUGAAGUGUCUUAAUAGGCACAUGGUCUUGGAGUGCUGAAUGUCGUUUUGUGCCUGAGGGUAUUUUGUAAUUAAACCUAACCUACAAAAGUAAUUCUUAUAAAAUCUGCUUCUUAUCAAAAUAGUUGGAUUUUUAUUUGUUAUUUAAAUGUUGUUUUUACAAUUUAAAUGAAAAAAUAAAAGAUAAAAUGCAAUAUUAGUAAUAAUGAUUAUAUGUACAUAUAUAAAUUAUUUCCAUACAACAAUAAAAUAGGAAACUUAAAAAUUACAUCAUCAGUGUGAGUUAUAUUGUAUUGCCAUAUUUAUAUACUGAAUUUUAAGUUGAUCACAGUGUGUGAAACAUUUCUAAGCUGUGAACAUGCAUUGUGAGCAUCAUGCAUUUUACAUUCAUAGAACAAAAUACUCUUAAAUAACAAGGCAGACAUUCCAGUCAAGUUUAACAGCAUUCUGAUAUCAUUUUUGUGCAUUUAAAAAUUUGAAAUAAAAUGUUCCGUUUCAGCAUAUCAAAUAAAAUGAAGUGGGUGUCACUGUUGACACUUCACUCCCAUAUCACAAUUUAUGGUGGACCUGUGGAGGAAAACAAGUGUAUUAUACAUAUCUAGUGUGAUGGGAGUGAACAAGUUAAUUUUAUGUAGGAUAAUGAUUUCUGUUAUAAUGAUAUUCAGUGCUCUUAUUUAAGUUUUAUACAGUGUUCAUUUUCAUGUGCAUGGCAGAUUAUGUGAAAGUUUUCUUGUCACAUACACUGGUUACAUGUUACUAAAGAUAAUAAAGUACUUCAUUAUAAAUUGCUUUUUAGAGGAAAGCCAUGAUAAAAUUGGCAUAAUGCGUUUGUUCGUAACUCGUUUAGUAAGCUAAUUCCCUACUCUUAAAAUUAUGAAAUGUUUAAGGAACUAGGAAUAUUUAUUUAUAAGGAAUUCAUAUAAAUGCCAUCUCAUAGUUUAAAAUUUCAUUGUGCCUUAAGAUUAUUAAUUUCUUAAAAGUGAUAUAUCUGUGUGUAUAUAUAUAUGUGUUUAUAUAUAUAUUUGUAAUUAAAGAUUAUACUUUAAGAAAUGUAUAUAUAUUUUGUGUAUUCUGAAGACAUGUCAUUUGCUGUCAUAAUUUGUAUUCAUGUUAUUAAGUUCAAAUCUAGAAGGACUUUUAACAAGGCUCAUUGACUUAACUGAGUUCUGUAAGAUAAAUACUCUGCAGGGAAUCAUUAUACAUCCCUGAAAUUUAGUCUUCCAUGAAUAUUUAUAUUUUAAAGAUGUAUAUUUAUUGUUAUGUACUUGUGAUAAUAGAAAUAUUUUAGUUAAAGGAUAAGUUGUUUUGUAAAAUUUAAGAGAAUAAUAAACAACUUACAUUCA